Messenger RNA from Dromiciops gliroides (monito del monte), 3710 nucleotides. It is a transcript of the gene ATP8B3, whose product is annotated as ATPase phospholipid transporting 8B3. Gene Ontology annotation, biological process: Golgi organization; phospholipid translocation. Gene Ontology annotation, molecular function: ATP hydrolysis activity; ATP binding; ATPase-coupled intramembrane lipid carrier activity. The record is from RefSeq and is a predicted model, not a curated record. The transcript is spliced from 29 exons. Bases 105 to 3710 code for a protein of 1201 amino acids. Gene Ontology annotation, cellular component: plasma membrane. Lineage: Eukaryota; Metazoa; Chordata; Mammalia; Microbiotheria; Microbiotheriidae.
UGGGCCCCUCUAGCUGCUCCCUGGGCCGUCCCGACCCAGCCAACUACCCACCUCGAACAACCCCGGUGCGGUGGCGCCUGGCCCCGGAGAGCAGUCCCACCAGGAUGAGUAACCAGAACAUCAGUGAAAAUUUUGGAGAUGAACACGAGAACGAGUCAGAUUUCACUUGGGAGGUGAAGGCCAAUGACCGAACUUACCACAGACAAUUCAAGACGGAGUUGUUUUUGUGUUGGAAGAGGAACAAGUAUUCGGACAAUGCAAUCAAGACAGCCAAGUACAACAUCCUGACUUUCCUGCCCCUGAAUCUCUACGAACAAUUUCAUCGGACAGCCAACCUCUACUUCCUUUUUGUUAUCCUUCUACAGACCAUCCCAGAGAUCGCCACACUGCCCUGGUUUGCUCUGCUGUUGCCCCUAGGCUCUCUCCUCAUCAUCCGAGGGGCCCGAGACCUGGUAGACGACAUAGCCCGACAUAGGAGUGACUGGUCGAUCAAUAGCAGACCCUGCGAAAUUUUGCUGGAAAAAAGCUUCUAUAAGAAGAAAUGGCGGGAUAUCCAAGUGGGUGAUGUGGUCUGUUUGCACAAAGAUGAUUUUGUCCCGGCUGACCUGCUCCUUUUGACCAGUUCGGAACCUAGCAGCCUGUGCUACGUGGAAACUGCGGACAUUGACGGAGAAACCAACCUGAAGUUCCGCCAGGCACCGAUCAUCACCCAUGAUGAGCUGGUCAACGUGGAGACGAUGGCAGCCUUCAAUGGGGUCGUGGUAUGUGAGGAGCCCAACAGCCGCAUGCACACGUUUGUGGGGACCUUGGAGUGGAAGGGGCAGAGGCAUUCCCUUGACAGUGAGAAUAUCCUCUUGCGUGGCUGCAGAAUCCGCAAUACUGACAUCUGCUAUGGCCUGGUCAUUUAUGCAGGUUUUGAUUCCAAGAUUAUGAAGAACUGUGGGAAGAUCAAACUGAAGAGGACAAAGCUAGACCGGCUGAUGAACAACCUUGUCAUUAUUGUGUUCCUGAUGUUGGUGUUGGUCUCCUUCUGCCUGGCAACGGCCUAUGGUUUCAACGUGGUAGAUUUCCAGACCAAGCACACUUACCUGUCUGUCUUCCAUAGCGCAUCAUCUCCAGCUUCCGAUGCCUUCCUUACCUUUUGGGGCUUCAUGAUCCUGCUCAGCAUCAUUGUGCCAAUGUCACUCUAUAUCACUUUUGAAUUUAUCUACCUGGUGAAUAGCUGCUUCAUCAACUGGGACCUGGAGAUGUAUUAUGAGCCCAAGAACAUGCCAGCCAAGGCCCGGAGUACCAGCCUCAAUGACCAGCUAGGACAGAUUGAGUACAUCUUCUCUGAUAAGACGGGGACCCUGACCCAGAACAUCAUGACCUUCAAGAAAUGCUGCAUCAAUGGACUGACUUAUGCACCUUCCUCCCAGAGAUCAACCAGGCCAGGGCGUGUCUCUUUGAGCUGGAACAAGUAUGCAGAUGGGAAGUUGAUGUUCUGUGACCCCACACUGGUGGUGGCUGUCCAGCAGGAUGAGGACGAGGUGGCCCGGGAGUUCUGGAGGUUGCUGGCCCUGUGCCAUACUGUCAUGGUGGAGGAGAAGGAGGGCCAGCUGAUCUACCAGGCAGCUUCUCCAGAUGAAGAGGCCCUAGUGACAGCCGCUCGGAACUUUGGCUAUGUCUUUCUGUCCCGGUCCCAGGACACCAUCACCACCAGUGAGCUUGGUGUAGAAAAGACCUACCAGGUGCUGGCCAUGAUGGACUUCAAUAGUGUCCGAAAGAGGAUGUCUGUGCUGGUGAGAGACCCUGAAGGCAUAAUCCGACUGUAUACCAAAGGAGCAGACACUGUGAUAUUUGAGCGGCUACGACCAGGAUGUCCUACUGAGAAUGCUACUAUGAAGGCCCUGGAUACCUUUGCAGAAGAGACGCUUCGGACACUCUGCUUAGCCAGCAAAGAAGUAGAGGAGAAAGACUACCAAGAAUGGAGCGAGAGGUACCACAAAGCCACUGUCCUGCUGCAGAACCGGGCCCAAACCCUGGAUGAAGUGUAUGAGGAAAUGGAGAAAGAUCUCAGGCUCUUGGGAGCCACAGCCAUCGAGGACAAGCUUCAGGAUGGUGUGCCUGAUGCCAUCCACCUCCUCAAGAAAGGGAAUAUAAAAGUGUGGGUACUGACCGGAGACAAACAAGAGACUGCUGUGAACAUUGGGUUUGCCUGCCGACUGUUAACGGAUGAUAUGGAAAUCCUGGAAGAGAAAGAAAUCUAUGAGAUGCUUGAGGCCUAUUGGGAAAGCAACAAUAAUGUGAGUGGUGGCCGAGGCUCUGGUCCAAGGCCCCUGAAGCCACAGAGCAAAAUGGCCCUGGUGGUCACUGGAGACUUCCUGGACAAGCUGCUGCUUCGGGGUGAAGAGGAACAGACCAAGGUAAAGAAGAAGCUCAGUUCGAUGGCCCGCCUGGCGAUCCGCUACGGAGUUAGAAAGAGUCAGGAAGACUCAGCGACCCGGCGGGAACGAGCCUUUGUGGAUCUGGCCAGCCAGUGCCAAGCUGUCAUCUGCUGCCGCGUGACCCCCAAGCAGAAGGCCCUGAUCGUCCAGCUGGUCAAGAAAUACCAGCAAGUGAUCACCCUAGCCAUUGGGGAUGGCGCCAAUGAUGUCAACAUGAUCAAGACUGCCGACAUCGGGGUGGGGAUCAGCGGACAGGAGGGCAUGCAGGCAGUCCAGUGCAGUGACUACGCUCUGGCCCAGUUCGCCUACCUGCAGCGGCUGCUUCUGGUGCACGGGCGCUGGUCUUACCUGCGUAUCUCCAAGUUUCUUCGUUACUUUUUCUACAAAACCUUUGCCAGCAUGAUGGUCCAGAUCUGGUUCGCUUUCUACACCGGCUUCACAGCUCAGCCACUGUACGAGGCCUGGUUCCUGGCUCUCUACAAUAUCUUCUAUACAGCCUAUCCUGUGCUCUCCAUGGGCCUUCUAGAGCAGGAUAUGAGUGCCCAGAAGUGCUUGGAAUUCCCUGAGCUCUAUAGCGUUGGGCAGAAGGAUCAACUCUUCAACUACUGGGUCUUCUUUGUGGCCCUGGUCCAUGGCACCGCUGCAUCACUGGUGAAUUUCUAUGUGGCUGUGUGGGCCUUUGAUGACACAGCUGGACCUGGAGGCAUCUGUGAUUAUCAGUCCUUUGCUAUCACUGUGGCCACAUCUGCCCUACUUUCAGUCAUUGCUGAGAUUAUCAUGGACAUCAAGUUCUGGACCAUCCUGUCUAUUUUGGCUGUCUCCUCCAGUGUGGUUCUCUAUAGUAUCCUGUCUUUCUUCACCCAGAACUUGACAGCCUUCCGCGCAGCCCCCACCAUUUUCCGAUUUCCAUAUGCCAGCCAAAAUGCCCUGACAGAACCAUAUAUCCUCUUGGUGGUGCUUCUGACUGUGGUCAUAAACACCAUGCCCUCACUGGCUAUCCGUCUACUACGCCACAUCACUGCUGAGCCUGGGCCAGGGAAAUUUCCUUACCGAGACACUCAAGUGGCAGUCAGCACAGUGGAACUCAAAGCCCACUUCCAGAGGAGCUCAGUUCGCCGCCGCUCUAGCUAUGCCUUCUCCCACAAAGAGGGCUAUGCUGACCUCAUCACUCGGGGAGCCAGCAUUCGGAAGAAGACCUUCAGGGAUGCCCAGGCUCCUGGCCCUAACAGGGAUUCACAGCCUGAUGCAGAGGCCCCACCCCACCCCACCCCAGAACAAGUCUGA